AUGGGAAAUUGUUGCCAAUCAUCGUUGUUGUUCGGAGUAGGCGAGAGAGAAACUCACCCGGAAAAGGAAAAUCAGCAACCCUACCGCAACCACAAUCACAACGCUAUCUUCUCUCAGAGUCAGAGAGAGACUAUGACUAUUUUCGUGUCUGUAGCUGAUGAACCUUCAUCGUUCUCGGAGCUUUCCUUGGCAGACCUGAAAGUCGCGACAAAUAAUUUCAGCUCGGAGUUUAUCGUUUCGGAGAGUGGAGAAAAAGCACCGAACGUGGUUUACAAGGGUCAGCUCCAGAACCCGAACAAGAAUCGUCGUUGGAUUGCUGUGAAGAAGUUCAGCAAAGCUGCAUUGCCUGAUCCGAAGCAAUUCGUGGAAGAAGCUUCUGGCGUUGGGAAAUUGCAGCAUCCAAGGCUCGCUAAUUUGAUCGGUUACUGUUGCGAACAUAAACUAUUCGAUUAUGUGAACAAAGAUAGACUAGAAGAUCAUGCGUAUCAUCCAGUUAUGUAUGUGAAAUAUAUGCUUCCUUGCAAUGUUAUUAAAACUGGCCUGGUCAUUGAUCUGGUCGAGAUAAACCCUGAUGUGAUGUCUUUCCCCAAACAAGCACCUCAUAGACUCACAGAGCAAAGAGAAGAGCUCUGA
Messenger RNA from Gastrolobium bilobum, 633 nucleotides. RefSeq names its product serine/threonine-protein kinase BSK1-2-like. The coding region runs from base 1 to 633 and encodes 210 amino acids. The transcript is spliced from 3 exons. Gene Ontology annotation, biological process: brassinosteroid mediated signaling pathway; protein phosphorylation. The record is from RefSeq and is a predicted model, not a curated record. Gene Ontology annotation, molecular function: protein kinase activity. Lineage: Eukaryota; Viridiplantae; Streptophyta; Magnoliopsida; Fabales; Fabaceae.